Messenger RNA from Cataglyphis hispanica, 3105 nucleotides. It is a transcript of the gene bgm, whose product is annotated as very long-chain-fatty-acid--CoA ligase bubblegum. The record is from RefSeq and is a predicted model, not a curated record. Gene Ontology annotation, molecular function: long-chain fatty acid-CoA ligase activity. The transcript is spliced from 13 exons. Gene Ontology annotation, cellular component: membrane; endoplasmic reticulum. Lineage: Eukaryota; Metazoa; Arthropoda; Insecta; Hymenoptera; Formicidae. The coding region runs from base 529 to 2583 and encodes 684 amino acids.
AUUUAAGUCUAUUAUCAUUAUCUAUCUACGAAAUAUAUUCAAAUAGUAAUAAUACACUAUAAGCAAAUACGAAUUUUUUCGGCUAUUGAUGCACGUACUAGAAAGUAGUAUUUCCCUUACUAUUUUUUUAUCUAGUAGAACUAGUUUUGAUUUUUAUUAGGUCUUUCUUAAUAUACACAUAGAUAAAUAAUUUAAUUGGCUUAGGAAUCUAGCUGAGAAUGAUCUAACUAAAGAAUCGGCACACUUCUGAUCAAUUUCGAUUUCACGGAUUCGAUCUUCCGGUUUUGUGAUGAAGAAUUGUUACGUAGGAAUUUAAUAACAUAUUCCUGUCGUAUAUAAUAUAUCAAACGUCGUAGUUCAUAUGUGGCCUAAUCAUAAGCAGACAUAAGCAGACCGAGUUCUUUCUGAAAAGUCAGUAUUGUAAGAGCUUCCAUACAGUUCGGAGUAAUCUAAUUCCUUAUCCAGAACAGGUCGUGUAUGUGUAGGCUGUUUAUUUAUAAUAAGUGAUCGAGAAGGCGAAAAGAUAAAAUGUCAGCCAUACAAUUCCAUGCAGUAAAUGGAUUUAUACGAGACGAUAAGGAAAUGAAUCAAUCGAUCAGAUAUGCAACGGCUAGUGAGACUGGACUUGAUGGGCCUGAUCAGGUAUUGGCUACGGACGUGGAUACUACAUGUGAAGCUAAUGGUAAAGUUCGAAUAAAAUUAGACAAGAACGAAUGCAAUUCAAGCAUACCUGUAUCAAUUCCUGGAGCUUUCACUAAAACAGCAAAUCUCUAUCCUGAUCAUAUUGCAUUGGUUUCUUGUCCUGGUGUCGAUGGCAAGAGGACUAUGUAUACUUACCGAGAAUACGAACAGACUGUAAGAACUGUCGCUAAAGCGUUUUUGGAACUUGGUUUGGAGCGACAUCAUAGUGUAUGUUUAUUAGGAUUUAAUAGUCCGGAAUGGUUUAUCGCCGAUCUCGCAGCUAUAUAUGCCGGCGGACUUGCUACAGGAAUUUAUACCACAAAUUCUCCGGAGGCAUGCCAAUAUUGCGCUGAACAUAGUAAGGCAAAUAUAAUAGUCGUUGAAGACAGGAAACAAUUGGAGAAAAUCUUACAAAUAAAAAAGAAUCUGCCUAACUUGAAAGCGAUCAUUCAAUACAGCGGCAUACCUACCGAAAAAGAUGUUUUAAGCUGGAAGGAUUUAUUGGAGAUAGGUAAAAAAGUAUCGGACAGUAAAUUACUGUCUGUGUUAAAGACGAUUGGAGCAAAUGAGUGUUGUACUUUAGUUUACACGUCAGGAACGAUUGGAAAGCCAAAAGCUGUGAUGUUGAGUCAUGAUAAUCUCUUGUAUGAUGCACGAUUGUUGUUUAUCAAACUACAGAUACAGGAAAAGUCGGAGACUUUAGUUAGUUAUUUGCCAUUAUCUCAUAUUGCAGCACAGAUAUGUGACAUUAUAGGAAAUGUACUUGCAGCAACUACGGUAUACUUUGCGGAUAAAAACGCGCUUAGAGGUUCGUUAGUAGAAACGUUGCUUGUGGCGCAACCAACUGCUAUGUUAGCGGUGCCGAGAGUAUGGGAAAAGAUAUACGAGAAAAUGCAAGAAAAGGCGCGCAGUAACGGUGCAAUAAAGACCUGGAUUGCUAAAUGGGCAAAAGCGCAAGGGCUUUAUUACUACACGAAUAAGAUGAAUGGCGUGGAUUAUAAAAACUGGAGCUAUGUUUUUGCAAAAUGGCUUGUUUUUGACAAAAUAAAGGCAGCAUUGGGUCUACAAAAAUGCCGAAUAUUUGUUACCGCAGCAGCACCUUUAAAUAUAGAUAUUAAAAAAUAUUUUCUGAGUUUAGACAUACCCAUAAUAGAGGCAUACGGAAUGUCUGAAUGUAGUGGCGGUCAUACCGUAGGAAAUCAUAAAGAAUAUAGAACAUACGGCGUUGGAAUUCCUUUACCUGGAGUAUAUACAAAAUUGGACAAUAUAGAUGAAAAUGGUGAAGGGGAAGUCUGCAUGGGCGGACGACACGUAUUUAUGGGUUAUUUAAAUGCACCAGAGAAAACUGAAGAAGCUAAAGAUAAAAAUGGCUGGUUACAUAGUGGUGAUCUUGGCAAAAUAGAUUCAAACGGAAUUCUAUCCAUUACCGGUAGAAUAAAAGAACUUAUAAUCACAAGCGGAGGAGAAAAUGUAGCGCCAUUAAAUAUAGAGAAUGCAAUACUGUCAGAAUUACCAGCGUUAAGUAAUGCUAUGUUAAUUGGAGAUAAAAGAAAAUAUUUGACUGUUCUUGUCACACUCAAGAGCAAUAUGGAUAGUGAAACUGGUGAACCUUUAGAUACAUUGAAUCCCGACGUAUUAAAAUGGGCAAAGUCUAUUGGUAGUGAUGCUAAGACAGUGACAGAUGUCAUAAGUUCUCGUGAUCCGCUUAUAUAUGAGGAAAUCGACAAAGCAAUCAAAAGAGCAAACGCGUAUGCUAUAAGUAAUGCUCAAAAAGUACAAAAAUUCGAGAUUCUUCCGCAUGACUUUUCAAUUCCAACUGGUGAAUUAGGGCCCACAUUAAAGCUUAGAAGAAAUAUAGUUAUAAAUAUGUAUGCUGAUUUAAUAGAGAAAAUGUAUCAAUAAAAUCCGCUGUACUCUGACAUUAAUAUCAUAAUAUUUUUUAUAAUAAGAAUGAAUAAUAUGAACGGAUAAAGGAAUUAUAAGCGCCAAUAAAUCGCAAAAUAUAUAGUGAUAUAUUUUAUACAAAUACUUUGAUAUAUAUAUAUAUAUAUAUAUAUAUAUAUAUAUAUAUAUAUAUAUAUAAAAUAUAUUUUAUAUAAAUAAUAAUUUUUUAAAUACAGGUGAUUAAAACAAAUUUUGGAAAAAAUAAUUGAGUUAAUUUAAGUUUUUGUUAUAUUUAUAUAUGUAUAGAUGUGCUUAAUAUAGGUAGGAUUAUAUACGUAUAUAUUUUAGAGUUACUGUUAGACUAUUUAUAAGACAAUAAUAGAAUAUAUAUUAAUAAAUACAUACUAAUCAAUCACAUGUUUAUAUUAUAUUAUAUUAUUUACAUUAUAUGUAACUUAUAUAUUCCAUAAUCAUAAAUAUUUUUCGAUUAUUAAUGCGAUUAUAUAUAUUUCUUUUAAAUAAAAUUAUUUUUUAACACAA